CCUCAGCGUGUAAGUGGGACUGAUCGUGUAUCGUGUGCUUGGACCGGCGACUAGUAUCGUGCUGCGCGUACGCUGCGCCGCAGCCACUCACUGCUACUCGUAAACGAUUAUUCAAUUCCAUGAGCGCAGAGUAACCAGCUCGUCCGGUCAGGCUACUUAAACGUGAAUAUUUUGCGAGAAUGGACGUCGAAGCCGGCAAGGACAAUAUAAGCGUUGAGGACUCGAAUCUCGUUGUGUUCUUAGAUACUAAAUAUACCACGAUACAGUCAACUGCUGGGCGGAUAUGCAGGAGAAUAAAGCGAGGCCCACGCGAGAGACAAGCCAUCCUGCGAGGAGCCUGCGGGGCGCUUCGGCCGGGGCGCCUGACUUUCAUCCUCGGGCCGUCGGGCGCAGGGAAAACCACCUUAUUAAAAAUAUUAGCAAAGCGAAAGAAAGCCGGUGUAGAAGGAUUGCUGUACGGUACAGACCCGAACACGGUGUUGGUGGCUCAACAGGCGUCGCUUAUAGACACCCUCACAGGAAUGGAAACCCUCAUAUUUGCAGCCAGCCUCAAGCUUCCCAAUGCUACAUCUAGAGAAAGAGAAAAUGCAAUCGAGUCGGUGUCAUCACAGCUCGGUAUGGAGGGUGUACUUGACACAAAAGCCGGUCAAAUGUCAGGAGGCGAAAGGAAGCGGCUGACGAUUGCUUGCGAACUACUCACCAAUCCUCUCAUCAUGCUACUGGAUGAGCCUACCAGUGGCUUAGACUCUGUGUCCUCGAUGUCCGUGGCCCGCGCGCUCCGCGACGUGGCCUCCAACGGUCGCACCGUGGCUUGCGUCAUCCACCAACCAUCCUCCAACCUCUUCACGUCCGCCGACGACGUCAUACUGAUGGCCGAAGGGCGGACGAUAUACGCGGGCGCGAUACAAGAUAUCCCCGACACCCUGGCUAAAGCAGCCUACAGGUGUCCUCAGUACUACAACAUGGCUGAUUAUUUAUUAGAAAUCGCCAGUGGAGACCAUAUUGGUAAUUUAACCUACAUAGAGCAAGAAGCUAAAAGUUACACGGUUGAAAUGAAGAAAAUAGCCAAGAACACAGUCUUAAACGGAAACGGAAAAGUUUACGCAACAGAAGACGAGGCUUUACUGAGCUCGUCGCCAGCGCAACCCGCGCGGCUCACAGCCGGGCUGUGGAGACAGCUAUGCGCGCUGCUGUGGCGCUGCAGUAUAGGCGCCAUGCGAGACGUACACUUAACACAGAUCCGGCUGGUAUGUCACCUGCUGGUGGCGCUGCUGCUGGGCGCGCUGUACAGCGGCGCGGGCGCAGGCGCCGACCGCAUCGUCACCAACACCGCCUGCCUCUUCUUCUUCCUGCUCUUCCUCUUCUUCUCCAACGCAAUGCCUACUGUUAACACGUUUCCAGCAGAAGCAACGGUGAUCCUUCAAGAACAUUUGAAUAAAUGGUACAGCUUAACAGCAUACUGCAUGGCCAAAAUCAUAAUUGAUCUACCAGUGCAGCUGCUUUGUGCUACGCUGUUCCUGUUCCCGGCGUGGUAUUUAACGUCGCAACCGAUGGAAUACCACCGCCUGGGCCUAGCCUGGACUAUCUGCGUUCUCAUCACGAUUCUGGCGCAGACAUUCGGGCUGGUCGUCGGGACGGCGUGUGAUGUCAAGUUGGGAAUGUUCGUAGUACCAGCCGCCAAUAUUCCGAUGCUGAUGUUCUCGGAGUUCUUCAUUCCUUACCACGAGAUGCCGACAUACUUACAGCCCUUCGCAAACAUAUCCUACUUCCGGUACGCCUUCGAUGCCUUCGUGCAAGCAGCCUACGGCUUCGGGCGCGAACCUAUGCCGUGCAACAAAGCAUUCUGCCUGUUCCGAACCCCACAGCAGUAUCUGCAAUAUCUAGGACUAAAUAGACCUUUCAUAUAUGAUAUCUACGCCUUAUUAAUAUGGAUAGUUUUGUUGCAGAUCUUGUUUGUAUGUGUAUUAAAAUACAGAGUAUACAAGGCAUGUCGAUAGUAUACCUUAAAAUCUCAAGAUGUGAAACAACACAUCAUAUUAUUUACAUCGGUAAAAAAUAUUAACAUACACAUGAACCCGCCGCCUGAAUGGCUGAAUGCGGUAGGUUUGUGUAAUUCUUAAAAUACUCGUAGGUGUAAAUUCUUAUAUGUAUUUACAUAUCUACAACAAGCCUAUAUUAACACUACGGAUAUGAUGGUGUGAUAAAACGGUAUCCGUCUCUUUCAAUGGCGCUUUGUUAAAAAGUGCACGGAUAUUUUGUCACGUGGAUAAAGCCAUCAUAAUAGGCCUGCAGGGGACCUAAAUCAAGAUGACAAUCAUUUGCGCUAAACCUACGAAACGCUCUCUGUCUCUCUACUCGUAUCGUAUAUUAUUAGUGCGAUAGCGUCAUUAGCGUCACAACUACAAUUUAUCGACAACGCUUUCAAAAUCACUAUAGAAAAUUAUUGAUUGCGAGAACUGUUUGUUCAUUAGGUAUCUAUGAUUGUUAAAUUUGUUAAUUUAUAAUACCUAAAUGUAACUCUUUUGUAUGUAUAUGUUUUAAUUAUUUCUUUUGUAUUCUCUACGUGUAUAUUCCACCUCAAUUCUGACAUUUUAAUUUUAUACAUUCUGAUACUAAUGAUACUACGUAUUUUCUAAUUAUAUUGUUGUUUUAAUAUUAUAAUUGAAGCCUUUAUAAUUAGAUAUAAUAGGAAUAUACCAUUGUAUAUUCAAAUUCUGUCCAUGACGAUUAACGAUCUUAUGCGAAAAGUUCUAUUUACUAAAAUGUAUAGGUACUAACUUUAUGAUUUUUUUUAUAUUGUACUCGAACGAAUAUUUAUAAAUUUUAUAAUGGUCGACGUAUCGAAUGUUAUACGAGGUUGUAAGUUAAUUCUAACCCUACAAUUCUACAUAAGUACCUAUUCUUAAAUAAUGUUCAUAAAUAUACCUAAGAUAAAUAACAUUCCAUGACAUGUUUACAGUGUAAAUAUUACGUAUCUGCGCUAAUGAGUAAUAUCAGGCGCAUUUCUAUAAGUAAUACCUAUAAUAGAAUACUAUAAAUGCGAAAUUAACUCUGAGAACUCUGUCUGUUAACUCUUCGCGCUUAAACCGCUGAAGUGACCUUUAGUUAUUCUGUGCUAAUAGAUGAAAUUUGAUAUUUGUAUACACAAUCACUAAAUCAAUAAGACUGUAAACUUAGUACUUAUAUUUGUAACAAAGAGAUAAUGGUUAACGAAUUUAACAGCUUGAGUAGAUGGCGCUAUGCUGCGCCGUAUGUUUUUGUAGUAGGUACCUAACUGAAUUCUCAAACGUCAACUUUUAGCAACCAGGUUUACCACAUAAUGUAUCGAAACGUACAGCGCCAUCUACAUUAGCUGCCAAUUCGAAGCAAUAAUCUGUGUUAAACUUUACACAUAGGUACAAUCAAUUUAUCUUUGUAGAUAGAUAGCCACCUGAUAAUAGUACUUUGAUCAAAGGGACGUGCCUCAUCAUUGGUUGUAGAUGACAUUGUUUAUUAUUUUUGAAUUUUACAUUAACGCGUAUAUCACACUGAUGCAGUUUAGUGAUGAAAAUGCCCAACAUUCGGCCAUUUAAAAAAAGAAAUAUUUUGAUAUUUAGGCAUUUUGAUAAUUUUAAAACUUAGGACAAAUAAAGACAAUUUUCUCAAACAUGCAAUGAAAUAUUGAUGUUAUGUUCCUUAUAAUAGGCUGCGAAGUAUGACGUUUCAGGUGCGGCUAGGACAAAAGGUCGUUAAUGGAAUUUCAUACACAUCUUGCAGGCCUAGGCCGGCAAAGUCCUCUUUUUUAAUUUUCAUUUCACAGAUAUUUGUGACACAGCAUCGUGGCAUUCAUCCAUUAAAAAAAACUAGAGGCAGUUAUUGCUUUAUGGUUCGUAAUGACACUCUGCCACUACGCCUAUAAAAAAAAACAAAAAACAAUGUUUGCUAUAAUUUGCAGUUUUAUUUGUAUAAAAUCAACAUGAACUUAAUAAAUAAUACAUUCUAUAAUUUUAAAUUAUAAAUUUAACUACACAAAUAAAAAUCUUUAAAAUAUUUCAUCUAAACGUUAGCGGUAAAAAGGUCUACUCAAACACGCGUAAUGAUUUUUUUUAAUUGUUAUGGAGGUAAAGUUGAAAAAUAUUCAUUCUGUUUUAUUGGAUUUAUGGUGCGUUGUUGAUUUUUUGACUUUAAUAUGAGUUCCGACGAAAUAAUGAAAUUAAUAUUAAUUGUAAUCGUAUGUGUUGGAAUUGGCAGCGUAAGCAGAAUUGAUUUUAAAUAACUUGCUGCCUCUGCCGCUAAGUCAAAGACGAAGUAUGUAUAUGGUUGCUUAUGGCAAUUUUAUUCUUUGAGAAACUAAGAAAAAUGGCUUACAGUUUAUUAGAAACAGUUUUGUGGCAUAUUUUAAAUGAAUGUAACUACAAAUUCGUCAACACUGUGGAAAUUAUACUUAUUUACUCCAUGCAUAAAGCAACGAUGUAUGUGAAACAUGAUAUCAACAUGAAAGACUAUGUAAACCUUUGUGACGAAAACGACAGUCAGACGGAUACAAGGCGAAAAAAUCAAAGAUACAUGAAAAUAUACGGGUAGUAAAAAUACACGACUCGUGUAAAACAUACGCGUGAUAAUGAUAUAGGUACGUGUUGGUUAUAUUUUGGGUGUAGUUUACUUUUAGUUUUUUCUAUAAAUAAAACUUGGGUUUCGUGGAUUUUUUAUUUUAUUUAUUUCAUUGCAUGUUUGAGAAAAGCACUAUACAUACCUCGGCGGGAAAUGGGGUUGCCCGCGCUCAGACCUCCCCGGCCUCGCUUCGCUCGGCCGUCUAUAUGUCUUCGGCCGGCAACCCCUUUUGUCCCGGCCUCUGUAGUAAUGUACUAUUAGUCAUUAAUGUCCUUACAUGAUAGGAUGUUGUGUGUGUGAGUAUGACCUCACCUCUGGCGCAGAUCAGAUAGGUAUAUUUUGAUCAUACCGGCAUAGUGACCAAGACUCGGAUACCAGUUAAAUUUUCAAACCGUUAUAACGUAUUAGACGUAAAAGCAUUUACAGACGGGCGUAUCGGACCGUUACCUUGGCCUGUUCGAUAGCCCGCUUCACACUCGUGCGCGAAUCUCUACGCGAAGCCGCGAUUCGCGCACGAGUGUGGACGUGGAGUGGGCUGUUCGAGUGUAAGAGCCUUAUACGAGUGUAAUACGUCCGUUAACGACGCAGCUACUUAUGAGUGAAAGCGAGAAAGAGAUAAGCUGACCGGACCAAGAUCGCGUUCCAGUACGCCCGUCUGUUAGCACUAUAAAACCGGUUUCGGUUCUGUAUUAAAAUUUUUAAAACGGUUAAUUUAGUUUUAAAUAAAGUUUUUUUAAAACAUGGCAUUUUCAAGUAUAAUUCAGAGCGAAACCGAAACAAACCAGUAUUUACCGGUAUGAGUAUUUUAAACCGGUUCCGAGCCUUGCUAGUGAUAAUAACCGAAACAGAACGGCUCAAAUAGGGAUAAAAUGUAUCGGUUUUAUGGAAAGAUAAAUAAAU
Molecule: messenger RNA, 5490 nt
Organism: Cydia fagiglandana
Lineage: Eukaryota; Metazoa; Arthropoda; Insecta; Lepidoptera; Tortricidae
Product: ATP-binding cassette sub-family G member 4-like
Exons: 12
Coding region: 180-1997 (605 amino acids)
Biological process (GO): transmembrane transport
Cellular component (GO): membrane
Molecular function (GO): ATP hydrolysis activity; ABC-type transporter activity; ATP binding
Source: RefSeq, a predicted model, not a curated record